AUGAGAGAAACCCUCUGGCUUGGACACCUCCAUGUUGCGGCCGAGAACAGAAAGGCUGGAGUGAUAGGCCGACGCUCCCUGUAUCGGUGGUGCAACGAGUCGUUCCCACUGCUCUAUCCACCAACCGGAGAGCCAGUCUUGGAACUUGAUGGGUGCGGGGUGGAUAUGCUAGGGAUUAUCAACGAGAGUGUUUUUCUUGUCGCCUACACUUACUGCUCCCCCACCACGCCGAAGAUUCCUUCGUCGUCCACGACGUCAUUGUCCACCCUUGAAAGAGCUACAUCUUCGACCUCGAUCGCGUCGCUGGCUAGCGGGGCGGGGACGUCUACCGCUACCACGCCCCUGUCGGAGGUUGACAUUUCGAAGCUUGUCUUCAACAGCACUGUUUCUUUGACUCACACUGCUAACUGCGCCAUCACCCGCCCUGAUGAUGAAGCCUCUGAGGAAAAAGAGCUCCGAGUGUACCUCUCCCGCCGCGCAAAGUGGAAAUCGGCCUGGCCCUCGCUCUUGGACUGCACCGCCGCUGGUGGCCUCUCUUCUUCUGACCUCUCUCCCCUGGAGGGAAUGAUUAGAGAGGCCCACGAGGAGGUCCGGCUCCCGUCUCCGUUCCUUCGCUCCCAUGCCAAACUCAUUGGUGAGAACAGAUUGAUGCUUACGGAGACAGAAAUCGGAGAGGAGGGUUGCCAAAUGCAGCUGCAGCAUUGUUUCGAGGUUGAGCUGCCUGAGGGGGUUGUGCCAAGGCCAGGGGAGGGAGAUGGGGAGGUGGCGGGCUGGGAGUUGGUUACUGUGCCGGAGAUGAAGGAGAGGAUGAGGAUGGGGGAGGUGAAGCCGGCGAGUGGGUUGGUGUUGAUGAGGUGGAUGUUGGAACGGGGGUUGCUGACUGACGAGGAGGGAAAGGGUGUGGGGGAGAGGUUGGGGCGGGAGUGGGUGGUUGAGUGA
Podospora anserina S mat+ is the source of this 939-nucleotide messenger RNA. RefSeq lists its product as uncharacterized. Bases 1 to 939 code for a protein of 312 amino acids. The record is from RefSeq and is a predicted model, not a curated record. The transcript has a single exon. Lineage: Eukaryota; Fungi; Ascomycota; Sordariomycetes; Sordariales; Podosporaceae.